GGGCGUGGACACAACGAAUGCAUCCAGAGAGAGGUGAAAGUAGCAACGGGCGAUAAUGACGACGGGCUAUAAAACAGAGCGAAGUGUUCCAGCCAGCAUCCACUCGUCUCCAGCUCAUCAGCUCAUCAGCACAAUGACGUACUCCGCACUCCUUGUCCUCGCCAUCAUGGCUGCGUCUGCAUUCGCUCAACCAAUCGAGUAUCAACACCUGAUUCAGAAGCGCGGAAUCAGCGGCUAUGGAAGUGGCGAGUGGGCAAGUGCGGGUGGCGACGAUGGUGGCUAUGGGGGUCACGAGGAGCAGGAAGUGAAGGUUAUCAAGAUCCCGGUGCCCAAAGCAGUGCCCGUUCCAGUACAGCACCCCGUUCCAAUCCCAGUGCCACAACCCUACCCGAUACAUAUCAGGGUGGCUGAACGAGUGGAAGUUCCCGUGUACAAGACUGUGCAAGUUCCAGUGGAGAAACCAGUUCCUGUCAAAGUGGAAAAGGCUGUGCCCUACCCUGUGGAGAAGCCAGUGCCUGUGUACAUCGAGAAACACAUCCCGGUGCCUGUACCAAAGCCCUACCCCGUCAAAGUGCCCGUCAUCAAAUACGUGCACCACUACCUGUCCAAGGGCCACCACCAUUAGAACCUGACCUCGCUCGGUGGAUACAACCAGUCUGACUCCACCCAGGAGACCUCAGAUACCGACUGAAUAAGCAGUGACGUCACGAACCGCUGCUUCACCAUUUACCAUCACUUCGUCUACGUCAUCAUCUCGUUUCACUUUUAUCACCGUUCUGCGUUACUAUUGAAGUCAUAUUGUUGAGUGUUAUAUAAUGUUUAUAUACAUUUUUGUAAUAAAAACCUUUACAAAUCAUAAUACUUUUCGAUA
Messenger RNA from Zootermopsis nevadensis, 871 nucleotides. Lineage: Eukaryota; Metazoa; Arthropoda; Insecta; Blattodea; Termopsidae. The record is from RefSeq and is a predicted model, not a curated record.